This is a messenger RNA of Penaeus chinensis, 2888 nucleotides long. Its product is annotated as laccase-2-like. Lineage: Eukaryota; Metazoa; Arthropoda; Malacostraca; Decapoda; Penaeidae. Gene Ontology annotation, molecular function: oxidoreductase activity; copper ion binding. Gene Ontology annotation, cellular component: plasma membrane. Gene Ontology annotation, biological process: iron ion transport. The record is from RefSeq and is a predicted model, not a curated record.
AUCAACAUCGGCCAUGAGAUUGAAGCGCAACACACGCCUCUCCUGGGAGUCGUUCUCGAUUAUUUUCUUCCUUGCGUUGGCUGCGUCAUGGAGCCCUUUGGAAGCCGAGGUCGUGACCCAGAGUCUGACGAACACCUUGGAGACGCUGGAGGACCUGAGCCAUCCCUGCGCCCGGGAGUGUGUCGCGGGAGACAGCAGGGUUUGCCGCUACACGUUCAAGGUGGAAUGGUACAUCACGAUGAGCAAAGCCUGUUUCGACUGCCCCUUCAACCUGACCGACUGCGCCCGGCCCCACUGCGCUCCCGCCGACGGCUUCGAGAGACCGCUGGUCACUGUCAACAGGAGGCUGCCCGGGCCGGCCCUGCACGUAUGUGUGGGCGACGAGAUGAUAGUGGACGUCGUUAACGAACUCGGCAGCGAUUCCACCUCGAUCCACUGGCACGGACUCCACCAGCAAGGCACGCCCUACAUGGAUGGUGUGCCCUUCCUCACCCAGUGCCCAAUCCCGGCAGGAAAUACGUUCAGAUAUCACUUUCUGGCUGACCAUCCUGGCACUCACUACUGGCACUCUCAUUCAGGUCUCCAAAGAACGGACGGCAUGUUCGGGUCCCUGGUCAUCCGAGAACCCAAAGAACAAGACCCGCUGAAAGAACACUACGACGAGGAUGACUUCGAACACAUGUUUGUAAUAACGGACUGGCUGGAUGCUCUCGGGAUCGACAAGUUCGUGAAUCACCAUCACACUGAGCACGAUAAUAAACCUUAUACCCUACUGGUCAACGGCCGAGGAAAACACGUUAUGUUUGAGAGAGACGAUGUACAGACAUACACUCCUGUACAUGAGGUCGUUGUCAAGCCGGGAAAGAGGCAUCGGUUCAGAGCCUUGAGCAACAGCAUACAGAAUUGCCCCAUUGUUAUUUCUGUAGAAGGACACAAAUUGCUUGCUAUUGCUACGGACGGGAUGCCCAUUCAGCCCAUAGAAGUGGAUUCUCUCACGAUCUUCGGCGGCGAGCGAUGGGACUUCGUAGUGAACGCGACCGAGGAGGUGGCACCAUAUUGGAUCUACUUCCAGGGCCAGCUGGACUGCGACGACCGGUUCAAGAGUGCUUUCCAGGUCGCCGUCAUGAGGUACGAGGGAGCUCAGGGCUACCCGACGAGCCUACAAAACGUCACCUACGAGUCUACGAUUCCGGAGGGUCUUAAUUUGAACAAGCUGAACGCGGCGCCGGGAGACGGAACGUUCGUAACCGCCGCCGAGAUCAGGGGCUUAGAGGAAGACGAAGCCAUUGCCAGAACACCUGACUACCAGUUCUGGCUUGACUUCGACUUCUACAGCAAAAAUAACGAGCUGUUUCACCACGAGGAACAUUAUCCUUUCUUUGGAGUGCAGAGGAGCCACCGCGUGUACCUCCCCCAGAUCAACGACAUCAGCCUGAGACUCCCCAGCGUGCCUCCUCUCUCGCAACCCGAGGGCGUGGACGUCGAGAGGGACUUCUGCAACGCCACUUCCAAGGGCAAGGUGUGCGCAGACUCCUUCUGCUACUGCCCCCAUGUCCUCAGCGUCGAGAAGGACAGGCUCAUAGAGCUCGUGUUGGUGGAUGAGGGUGUUGUAUACUGGGCCAAUCAUCCUUUCCAUCUACACGGCCAUACGUUCAAGGUGCUAGCCAUGGGACGCUUAGGGGAAGAAACGACCAUGAAAAAGGUGAAGGAACUCGACGCCGCCGGCCUGAUCGAGAGGAACUUCGACAACCCGCCCACGAAGGACACGGUGACGGUGCCUGACGGAGGCUACACAAUCAUACGCUUCUUCGCUACUAAUCCAGGCUACUGGCUCUUCCACUGCCACAUCAGCUUCCACGUGGAGGUGGGCAUGGGGCUGGUGUUCCGCGUGGGCGACCAGAGCAUGCUGCCCCCCGUGCCCAAGGACUUCCCCCGCUGCGGCCACUGGACCCCUGACCCCGACCCCAACUUCAAGGCCAAGGUCAUGAGGUACGUCGAGGGUCAAACUCAGGUCACGGUGGACUUCGACCUCCUGGCCAACAGCUCCGACCACGCCCCCGGACCAAGCUACUCCACACCCGUCAGGAGGCCCACCAAGGCGCCCGCGAGAUCCACGGGCACGCAUGGCACCAGCGGCGGGUCGGCAUUAGCCCCAACGACCUCGGGAUCUCUCUCUUCGCUGCUUCUCCUGGCGUUCGUUUUGGCGCGAGGAUUCUGCCACGCGUAAAAAUGACCGUUACGGAUGGAGUUCAAAUAUUUGAAAAUAAAAGAAGAAAAAACACGGAGAGAAACAAAAACGAAAACAAAGAAAUGUUAUCAAGAUUUCAGUCUGGCCGAAGCUGCGACACUGUUUUUUUGUUUGUUUUUUAUUCUCAUUAAUGUAUUCUUGUGAAGAACGUGUUUGGGUGAAAGAGUGCGUUAGAUUUUUUUUGUCGUUAUGUGCAAGUGUAUUUAGGUGUUUUUGAAAGAGUAUGUUUGUAAUGAGUCUGAAACGUGUGUUUAGGUGUUAGUAUUCUAUAUGCUUAUUGUAAUAUUUAAUACAUUUUCUAAACGGUGGUUGAAAUGCUUCGGUAAUAUGUCUUAUUUAUUUCAAAUAUCAAGAAGAUGACAAACAAAAAAACACAAACUACUGAACAAUUCUUUUGUGACCAGAAUGUAGCUUCAAGAUGAAAGGAGAAAAAAAAAACAUGAAAACAAAAGAAAAAAAAAAAAAUCCCUGUUUUCUAUAUUCUUGUAUCUCACGUUCAUAUAAGAACUUUAAUUUAAGUUUUAAAUCUAUACCAUCUUCACGGCCAUUCCAAUAUCAGCUUAGUGUUAUCAGACCUUCGUUGAAACUCUUGUGUGAUAAUAUCAACAUAUUGUUGCUUUUAUUAUAAGAAUCUCUAUUG